UUGAAAGAAAGGAGCUUUAGUGGGUAAGGAAUAAAUAGAAAACAGGGUCCAGGAGGUGAGGGAGGAGGAGUAGAGAGAGCUCUACAGUUUUUAUGAUGAAUUCUAGUCUUUUUUUGUUUGUUUGUUUUGCUUAUGUCUCACUACAUUAGAUUACUUUGCCCCACCACUGUGUCUGUCCCGUUCGUAGGCAUUGGUCGGGUGAGGGGGAAUUUCAAAGUAUGGUGGUUGCUGGAGUAAAGAAAUUCAUUUGGCUUUGAAUACUGCAGGGAUUUAGGAGGGAGAUGGAGGUGAGAGAGAGGGUAGGCAGACAGACACACACACGCAGGGAAAGAGAGAGAGAGAGAGAUGGAGAAAGAGAUAGGACAGACGGAGAGAAAGAGAAGGGGCAGGAGAGAGAAACAGAGAGGGGAGUGAGAGAGGAAAAUAGACAGAGAAAGAGAGAGAGAAAGAAAGAAAGAGAAGGAAGGGCUAGUCAAUAGACUAACGGGAUAGAACGGGUGGGGAAAACGUAGCGGGGGUAAGAAAAUAAAACAUUUAACCUUGAGUGUUAUGAAUAGGCUUUCAGUUAGUAAGUUAUGAAAAGCCGAAUUUUGUAGUUACGACAUUGUGACAAAUUCGACGAGACAGUCGGGGAAAUGGUUUACAUCAAUGCUAAAUCAUUUCUAGUUAAAGAGCGGAAUAUUAUGGUGGCAAAUGUUGUCCGAAUAAACAAGUUGGUGUUUUUGUUUCUCGGGUUUCUUGGUGUUGUUAUUGUCUACUUCUUAAUCAAUUUAAAUCCAGUAGCCAUGAGUUCAGAACACACGUCUAGCAAGCUUCACAAAAGAAUUACAUGGCACAACCAGGCCUUCGUUAAUGUCCCGACAGAAAUUGUUGAGGCAGCGAAAUCCAUAAGUGUAAAUUCUGAAAUGAUUGAAAUGGUAUACCAGUCUGAGAACAUUGUCAUAUCCACAAAGGAGGCAGUUCCAAAAAAGAUGCCAAAAGUGGAGGUUCUCUUGUUGCAUGGUGCUGCAUUCAGUUCACAGAACUGGCAGGACAUUGGCACACUUCAGUUCCUUGCUGCAGCUGGCUACCAAGCAGUUGCAAUCGAUCUUCCAGGUAAAGGCAAAAGUACAAAGAUUUCAGUCACUGAUGGCGGUGAUUUCCUUGACAAAGUAAUUGAUUUGGUGGAUAUGAACAACCCUGUUAUCAUCAGCCCUUCCAUGAGUGGCAUGUACUCCUUACCAUUUUUGAUGGAUUCCGCUGGCAAACGGUUGAAAAGUUCAAUUGGCUAUGUUCCAAUUGCUCCAGUGUUCACAGAAAACUAUACCAAAAAGGAGUAUUCAAAAUUAAAGAUCCCAACAAUGAUCGUGUGUGGUUCCCUUGAUGUGUCUUUGGGACCCGUGUCUACCAAGAAUUUGAAGCAAUUACCGAAUAGUGAAGUUUUCAUUCUGGAAGGAGCAGGGCAUCCUGCAUAUCUAACUCACACUGAUGCUUUUCAUAGAUUACUCUAUAAUUUCCUUCUGUCUAUAGCAUCAUCGCAGAACUAAGAGACUGGUGAAAGAUAAUUAUUUUACUAAACAAAAGGAGAAACAAAGUAAAAAAAAUUUUUUUU
This is a messenger RNA of Octopus bimaculoides (California two-spot octopus), 1591 nucleotides long. RefSeq names its product putative protein-lysine deacylase ABHD14B. Lineage: Eukaryota; Metazoa; Mollusca; Cephalopoda; Octopoda; Octopodidae. The record is from RefSeq and is a predicted model, not a curated record. Gene Ontology annotation, cellular component: cytoplasm.